Molecule: messenger RNA, 1299 nt
Organism: Solanum pennellii
Lineage: Eukaryota; Viridiplantae; Streptophyta; Magnoliopsida; Solanales; Solanaceae
Exons: 1
Coding region: 1-1299 (432 amino acids)
Source: RefSeq, a predicted model, not a curated record
AUGUUAAACCCAAAUUACAAUCCAUACCCAUUUGCAUCUGAGGCUUUAGGGUAUGCACUCACAUCUUGGACUGUUCUGUCGAGCUUGACCCAGAAAGCCAGUUUUGAUGAGGAGUUGAGAAGUAAGGAAAAAGAGAAAAAUACUUUUGAGCCUAAUCCAGAAUAUUGGUGGCCCUCAUUUGUAGGGACAAGUAUUAAUAAGAAUGAUGCUGAGUUUGGCACCGCGGGAGAAAAGACUAACGAAAAGAAAGAUGUCACAUCUUGGAUUCUUUCGAGCCCAACCCAGAAGACCAGUUUUGAUGAGGAGUUGAAAAAUAAGGGAAAAGAAAAAAAUACUUUCGAGCCUGACCCAGAAUUUUUGCGGCCCCCACUUGUGGGGACAAGUAUUAAUAAGAAUAAUGCCGAGUUUGGUACCAUGGGAGAAAAGACUAACGAGAAGAAUGAUGUAAAUAAGGUUAUUGAAAUUUCUGACGAUGAAGAAGAGGUUGAUAAUGGAAAAAGGAAAAAGUCUUUAAUGGAGGAAGAGAAAUUAGUUGAAAGUAAUGGUGAGGAAGUGGAUAAAGAAGAAGAUCAUUUCAAGAAGAAGAGGAUAAAAAUGAUGGCAAAGAGUUUAAAUAAGGUUCUAGGAAAAGGGAACAAAGUCGACAUGAAUGAAAUUGAGUUUGUAAUUACGGAAGAUAAUAAUGUCGUGUCUGAAAUUGUUGGAACACAAAUUAACGAUAAUAGUGUUGAGCCUGAAAUUGCGGAAGGAAAGACUCACGAGAAUGGUAAUGUGAGUGAAAUGACUGACAUUAAGUUUGGAGCUGUGGAAGAUAAUAAUGUCGUGUCUGAAAUUGUUGGAACACAAAUUAACGAUAAUAGUGUUGAGUUUGAAAUUGCAGAAGGAAAGACUCACGAAAAUAGUAAUGUGGGUGAAAUGACUGACAUUGAGUUUGGAGUUGUGGAAGAUAAUAAUGUCGUGUCUGAAAUUGUGGGAACACAAAUUAAUGAUAAUAGUGUUGAGUCUGAAAUUGCGGAAGGAAAGACUCACGAGAAUGGUAAUAUGGGUGAAAUGACUGACAUUGAGUUUGGAGUUGUGGAAGAUAAUAAUGUGGAGUCUGGAAUUGUUGGAAUAAAAACUAACGGCAAUAGUGUUGAGUCUGAAAUUGUGGAAGAAAAAACUGGCGAGAAUAGUAAUGUGGGUGAAACGACUAAUAAUAAUAUCGAAGAUAAAUCCAUGGAAGAUGAUGAUUUUGAUGAAUAUCUAAGAGAGGAUAUCUACGAUGAAAUGAAGAAAUUUUAUAAUAUCGAUUACUUUUGA